This is a messenger RNA of Pipistrellus nathusii (Nathusius's pipistrelle), 297 nucleotides long. The record is from the annotation of a GenBank genome assembly. Lineage: Eukaryota; Metazoa; Chordata; Mammalia; Chiroptera; Vespertilionidae.
AUGGCGUCCCCUGUCCUGGAAAAGCAACGAGGCCCCCGGGGCUCGAUGUGGGCCGACCGAACCCCAGAGGACCCCCUGGGCGCCCGCCGGAGGAGGGGAGAGGGUGAUGGCGGGCGGGGUUCCCCGGCUCCGAUCACCUGGCCGCGGCAUUUGGCAGGGCCGGGCCCCCGCCAGCCGGGAGCAGGGCUGGGGUCGCCCCAGCUCCGGGGGGCCCGGCCCCCUACACCGCGGACAGCAGCCACAAACUCACCUGCCUUCGCAACCGCGCCACCGCAGCCUGUCAGUCAAACAGGCUGA